Molecule: messenger RNA, 3603 nt
Organism: Marasmius oreades (fairy-ring Marasmius)
Lineage: Eukaryota; Fungi; Basidiomycota; Agaricomycetes; Agaricales; Marasmiaceae
Exons: 21
Coding region: 28-3603 (1191 amino acids)
Biological process (GO): protein import into nucleus; poly(A)+ mRNA export from nucleus; transcription-dependent tethering of RNA polymerase II gene DNA at nuclear periphery
Cellular component (GO): nuclear pore outer ring
Molecular function (GO): structural constituent of nuclear pore; protein binding
Source: RefSeq, a predicted model, not a curated record
ACGGGAAUUUCAACAGUCCUCGACGGCAUGGCUUCCUUUUCUCCUUCACCGGCUCCUCGUCGUCCAACGCGUCUGAAACAGCUUCUCACUUCUCCGCCAAGGCGUAUUCGAGUGGGCAACCCAUCUUCACGUCUAGGAACACCGGUGCGCUAUUUGGAGCGUGGCCGCGAUGAAUCCUCCGUCGCUUCAGCAAUGGAAGUGGAGGACAGUGGUUCUACUAUGUCAGAGCGAACCGCGUCCAAAAUGAACAUGGACACUCUGUUAGCAAAGUCCGACCAACUGUCUGUAUCUUUUUAUGCAGACUUACCGAUCGAAGUCUCGCAGAUUUUGAGGAGUGCUGACUUCAUUAGAGAGCUUUAUUCGGGUGAAAUAGAUACACUCACUGGAUUUGCGCUGAUUGCUUCUGCCCAGACGUGUUUCGCGUGGCAACAUUCCCUUGCAAUUAAAGCUAUUCCUACGUGCUAUAUUCUCCCUUGUCCUUGGGACUACAACCAGACAAGCCCACCUUUCCACUGCCUGGUUCCACAUGUUGCUGGCCGCGAACCAGGUCUCAUCCUGGUUUCUACGACUGGUGAAAUUCGCUUUUGGGAUAGUAUUGGAAUUGGUCUUGCUGGUGGCGAUCGUUAUACGACCACGCAAUUGGGUAUAACCUCAGAAGAGCUCGUGACGAAUUUGAUUCGAGUAGAUCAACAAACUUAUGUGGCAUCUACUACUUCUGGCUCCUUAUUCCGACUGAUUCUCUCUUCUACCGGUGGAAAGUAUCACAUCACAUCACAUCUAUUCUCGAAACCAACCCCUCAAUACACUCUGACACGCCUUAUUCCUUCGAUAUUCUCCCAAUCUUCGUCGUCGUCUAACGGACAGAUUGAUCUGGAGCCAGGAAACAUUAGUGCUCUAGCUCUUGGUGCAAGCACCAUCGAAGGUGGGAGGGAAAUUUGGGCAUUAGUGGACUUUCGGGUUCAAAAAUGGGAUAUGAAACUGGAAGGUUGGGAAGAGAUUGCUUUUGACGAAGACAUUGCCGGUAUCGUUCGGUCGGCUGUGAGAAGGACAUUUAGAGAUUCGGUUGAAGAGGAUGAUGCAAAACUGGAUCUUGAGCUAGUUGAUUUGGCCGUGGACGGCGCGAAUAAGCUGGUCGUCUUGGUGUCUUAUGCUGGGAAGGAACAAAAUGAUAUCAUGGCCAUGGACCUUGGUGGCAUUAAACGGAUCUAUUCCCUCGUACAACUAUCGCUUGUUGGUUCCACUUUCACACCAGAGAGUGUGAGAGGUAUACCGUACCAGAGCACUUCUUCGUCAGGUGCUCCUAUGCAUCCUCGGAUUCAGCUCUUACCAGAUGGCCUUCUAGUCAGUAUACAAUUUGGUGACGCUGUGGCCUUGUGCUCCAGAGAGUCGGACUAUCAGGAGCGCCUUGAGCUCAAGUCUGCCUCGGAUCGCACGUUCGGCGUGGGUGUUAUGCCGUCGGAUAGUGUUGUCCUCGUUCUGACCGCAGCAACGAUGAUGAAAGUGAAAGUCAACGUCGAUACUGUACUCACUUUCGAUUCGGAGACUGGUCGGGCGGAAUUGAUCAAGUCAAUCAUGACGCAAGCAAUUCUCUAUGGAUCUAUCCCGAACAAUCCUCUUCACUUCAGUUUCCCGCCUGACGUGGAUGAAGAGAGCUUGAUGCAAGGUGCAGAACAGCUCAGUGAAGCUAUACUCCAAUCAGACCCCUUGCUGGUUCGAGGUAGCCAGGACCUCACCUCUCAACUGAAGGGCCGCAAAGAACGUCUAAGCUGGCUCAUCCAGUUCAUAAACGACAACCUGGCUCUUUUGAAAAUGUCACAAACUUGUCGUCAGAAUCUUUUGAUGGAUGCAGAAAAAUUAACCGCUGCCUUGGAUUUAUGGACACAGCAUAACAUACUACUGGCUGAAGCACCCCCACACAGCGUCCUCAAUGAUGCAGUCUACCUCUAUAUGUCAAAUCUCGCGGAGGACGACUACAUGAGAGCUUUCUUCCGCAGCCACGUCGGCGUACUUGGCGAUUUAAUCAAAAAAAUACCAGACAUAACGCUGAAUGCAGCACAAGAGACGAACCGAAGCGUAGCAGAGCUGCUUCCAGAGGCGAACAAUGUGUUAUUGACUGUGCUCAAUUCUGCCUUCCGAUACCGCGAGGAUAAUGCUAGAUUGUAUGGAAUCGAAUUACCCAUGAUCGAGCCGUGGACGAGCGAGCAAGAAAUCGUCGACGGCGUGCUGGCAUUAUUUGAUACCUCUACAAGAGUUCUAGAGUCUUCCCCGGAAAGGACGGCCGUAAAAAUGAGCCAUCUUUCCGAGUUAGCAACUGUGUUGUUCACUUGCAUACAAGAAAGGCUUGAUUGGCUCAAGGGGUCUGGAAUCAAUGAAAGUGGCCAUAGACGCGAAUACGACGAGCUGAAGAGUAAAUUCGAUCAUCUUCGACCGGAAGUCCUAGAGACUCUACGGAGGAACAGAGAGGCAGAAAGCGCGUUUAGAUUGGCAGAGCAGUAUCGAGAUUUUAGCUCCCUAGCUGAUCUUUGUCAUCGGGAAAUCGUCUUUCCACCUGAAGAAAAUCCGAACGCUGCACGGAUACAAACCUAUGUUGAUCACUUCAAAGAAGAGUUUACGACUGAACUGUAUAGGUGGUACAUUCAACAUGGCGAGCUUCGUGUGAUGUUCGGACAGGAAGUAGCCCACAAUGAAUAUCUCGACAAAUAUUUCCCCGAUAACCCCAUCCCUUCUGUUUCGUGGAUACAUGAUCUGGGCAAUAGAAGGCAUGAAGCAGCCGCCUCGGCGUUGUACCAGGUCUCCACGCAAGAAAUCAACUUGGAGACGAAGCAUCUGAUGCUCAGUAUUGGAAAGUUAUCUCAACUUGCACACCUUCAAGAGUCUGGAGGAGCGGAAGAUUCGGGAAUUCUCGAUGCUUUCCAUGAUGAUCUCGACUUCGUUAGCGUACACGAGUCAUUACUUGAUGAAUUCAAGGCCGUUCUAAGUAAACUACGGGGCAAACGAUCUUUGGAUACUCAAGUUGAAACUGUAAUCAGGGAGCAGGCAACCACAUUGCUGGAUAGAAAUGAACUUGUGCUGAUUUUCAAGAAUCUGGUUCGCGAUCUUCUUCAAGGGAAGAGUUUGUCGAUCGAGGAUGCAGUUGACGUUUUGACGUUGAAAGACAAUAACGAGACACCGCAAGAGUAUGCUACGGCUUUACAACUCCUUUCUAGAAGUCAACUUCCUGAAGCAAGGAAAUUAUCCGCGUUCCGAACGGUUUGGCGACGAAUAUAUAUUCAUGACGAUUGGGACGCUAUUCGAAAAACAACCAAUGUUAGCGAUGCAGAACUACAAAUGAGGUUCAAAAGUACAGCUUUGUACAACACACUGCUCCAUGUUCUACCAAAAGCAGACGAUCACGAAGGGUACGAGACGGUCCCAGACGUAGCCCUAAUCACCCCAACAGCUGAAGAGGUUGCCUCUCGCUGGCCGGGUAUGCCUCAGGACCAAAUCGAACGCUUAAUUCAAGACUAUAACCUCGAGUGCGAUAAAUUAGGAGAUCUCGACCUAAGCGAUGAAUAUCAUCGCGUCAGAGAAUUGGCUGAAGAGGACCUCGCGUGGAAUCGUUGA